AUGGCUGUCAUCGCAUUUUCAUAUAUCUUCACCGGCAUCUACGGCUUGACUUGGGCUCCCACUGCGUGGAUCUAUGCAGCAGAGGUCUUCCCACUGAAGUACCGAGCUAAGGGCGUCGGUGUCUCAGCUGCAACCAACUGGAUCUUCAACUUUGCCCUUGCAUACUUCGUGGCACCAGCCUUCCACAACAUC
Penicillium arizonense is the source of this 192-nucleotide messenger RNA. RefSeq lists its product as uncharacterized. The annotation marks the transcript as partial. Gene Ontology annotation, biological process: carbohydrate transport; transmembrane transport. The record is from RefSeq and is a predicted model, not a curated record. Gene Ontology annotation, molecular function: carbohydrate:proton symporter activity. The transcript has 2 exons. Lineage: Eukaryota; Fungi; Ascomycota; Eurotiomycetes; Eurotiales; Aspergillaceae. Gene Ontology annotation, cellular component: membrane.